AUGGAAGCCACAUCAGUUUUUUGGCCAAAACUUGGAUCUCAGAUUUUUCUUAGCUCUUCGACCAAUUUAUGGCCGUUAAGCAAACUCUAUGGCUUUCACUUGACGUCAUUUCCCAGUAAGCCAUUGAAGCAUAUUCGUUUGAAGGCCACUAAUACUCUGACAUUUGAUGAUCAAGAACGUAUUCGCAAGUUCAAGAAAUUGCCAACUUCUGAAUGGACUCAUUAUGGCCACUCGAUUUCCAUCGAUGUCUCGGAAAUGGAUGCCCUUAGAAAAGAGAUCGAUGCACUAAAGCCGAUACUAAAGAGCACACUCAUGUCCUUCAAAGGCAUUGACUCGACAAAGAAGAGAAUACUUAUGAUAUAUUUGUUGGUGAGCCUUGGCCUUGCAUAUCACUUCGAGGAAGAGAUCUAUGAAACUCUAAAAAUGAGUUUUGAAAACAUAGAUAAGAUGAUGGACGGUGAAGAUGAUCUGUACACAGUUUCCAUCAUCUUUUGGGUUUUCAGAAGACACGGUUACCACAUAUCUUACGGUGUAUUCCAAAGAUUCAAAGGUAGCAAUGGAAACUUCAAAGAAUCUCUUACUCGAGAUGCCAAGGGUAUGUUGAGCUUGUAUGAAGCUGCGAAUUUGGGGACAACGAAAGACUUUAUACUGGAGGAAGCGUUGAGCUUCACAUCGAGCCACUUGGAGUCACUAGCUGCAAGUGGUACAUGCCCGCCUCAUCUCUCAGUGCGUAUACGAAAUGCUCUUGGUCUAUCUCAGCAUUGGAACAUGGAGAUGUUAGUCCCAGUGGAAUUCAUCCCGUUCUAUGAACAAGAAAUAGAGCAUGACGAGAUGCUACUCAAGUUUGCCAAGCUCAGCUUCAAGUUAGGACAACUACAAUACCUUCAAGAACUCAAAACCCUUACAAAAUGGUACAAGGAGCUAGAUUUUGCAACUAAUUUGCCACCUUACUUCAGAGACAGAAUAGUCGAACAUCAUUUCCUUGUGCAAGCAGUGUUCUUCUCGCCACAACUCUCACGUGAAAGGAUUAUGAUGAUUCAGUACUUCACCGGUUUAGCACUUCUAGAUGACACAUUCGAUAGAUAUGCGUCUCUUCAUGAGGCUGAAAGCCUUGCCAACAGCCUGGAAAGGUGGGCUCCUGAUCAAGCAAUGGAUAAACAACCUGAUUAUUUGAGAUUUGUGUUGAACUUUAUUUUGGAUACUUUUGAAGAGUUUAAAAGAGAACUUGGGCCAGAAGAAAGAUCUUACAGUGUGAAUGCCACAAUAGAAGAGUUCAAGGCAGCUGCGAAAGCGAACAUUGAUCUCGAAAAAUGGGCACAAGCGGAUCACAUUCCUAGCUUUGAGGAGUAUAUGGAGGUUGGUGAGGUGGAGGUCACAGUGUAUGCGUCCUUGGCAGGAAUUUUCAUGUCUAUGGGAAAGAUGGCUACAAAGGAAGCUUUUGAGUGGCUGAAAUCCAGACCAAAACUCGUCCAAUAUUUGUCUAUCAAAGGUCGUCUUAUGAAUGAUUUGAUGGGUUAUGAGGAUGACAUGAGUAGAGGAUAUGUCACGAACGCGGUAAACUGCUAUAUGAAGCAAUAUGGGGUUACCAAAGAGGAAGCUUUUAGGGAGCUUUAUAAAAUAGUUGUAGCUGCCAAUAAGACACUAAAUGAGGAGUUCUUGUCAACAACUGGCGUGCCACAUUUUCUUCUUAAGGCAACCAUUGAUCUUGCACGCAUGAUGACCGUCGCCUACAAUGUAAAUGAAGGAUUCACCAAUCCCCAAGGAAAAAUCAAGGAGUAUAUGACUUCUAUGUUUGUCGAUCAAAUCCAUAUUUGA
Molecule: messenger RNA, 1815 nt
Organism: Arabidopsis thaliana (thale cress)
Lineage: Eukaryota; Viridiplantae; Streptophyta; Magnoliopsida; Brassicales; Brassicaceae
Product: Terpenoid cyclases/Protein prenyltransferases superfamily protein
Exons: 7
Coding region: 1-1815 (604 amino acids)
Biological process (GO): diterpenoid biosynthetic process; terpenoid biosynthetic process
Cellular component (GO): cytoplasm
Molecular function (GO): catalytic activity; magnesium ion binding; lyase activity
Source: RefSeq, marked reviewed